UUCGCGCUUGUGCUAUUUAAUAUCUCUCCGAAAUAAAUUUCCCUUAAAACAAAUCUAAUAACCAGUCAUCAAAUAAAACGCAAAUUCAACCGUGCUUUCACUUCCCCGCGAUCUAACCUGGUAUUAAUUUCCUCUUCCUCACUUUUUCCUAUCUUUUUUCUUCUUCUUUCUUCCAUUUUUAUCAGAAUUUCAAUCUUUACUUGCUCUCUAUUUUACGCAGUUUCCUAUAACUACGUAGUAACAUGUUAACCACAGAUUUAGAACUUGUAUUGUACGUGUAGAGUUUCAGAGUAGUUGGUUACAUUUUUGGGCAUGGCUGGUCAAAGUGAAACCCUAGAUAAUUCUAUAGACAUGGAGGAAUCUUUGAUUGGGGUAUUGGGUUGUGAUUUGGGGGCACGUGAAGGUGAAUUGAAUGAUGAUUUGGGUUUUGAUGGAUCAAUUAAGGAGGGUAAAGAUUUGAAUCCUGUUACUGAAGGAGUUUUAGGGUUUGAGGAUUCUCAAAAUAUUGAGUUGGGUGGAAAUGAAGCAGCUUUGAAAACAUUGGAUGAGAAGAAGGAGGUGGUUAGUGAAAUAUUGGAGAAAGAAGUGGUGAUGAGUGAUGUUGUUGAGGUUGAGUUAGAUGAAGGGAAAGUUGGAAUUUAUGAGAAGAUUGAUGAUUCGCAUGAAGAGCAAGAAUUUUGUGAUGCUGAUGAGGUAAAAGUCGUAAAGCAUGUCUCUGUGAAGAGUUCGGGAAAAAGUUAUCAGGCAAGGUAUCAGCUGCCGGCAGAAAAAGAAGGGAAGUUUUCUAUGAAUGAUUUGGUUUGGGGAAAGGUUAGAAGUCACCCGUGGUGGCCGGGACAAAUAUUUGAUCCAUUGGAUUCAUCUGCGGAGGCAAUGAAGCAUUUUAAAAAGAAUCGCUAUUUGGUAGCGUAUUAUGGGGAUGGAACAUAUGCCUGGAAUGAAGCGUCUAAGUUGAAGUCGUUUAUGUCACAUUUCUCUUAUAUUGAAAAGAAUAAAAGUUCGGAAGUAUUCCGGAGUGCUGUAGAUUAUGCUUUGGAUGAAGUCAAAAGACGAGUAGAAUUUGGGCUGGCAUGUUCUUGCAUACCGAAAGAUACUUAUGAGAAGAUUAAACACCAGAUUAUUGAAAACUGUGGGAUUCAACAAGAGCCAAAUUUCAUAAACAGAGUUGAUGAAUCUUUAAGUGUUAGCUCCUUUUUACCUGAGAAGCUUAUGCAAUACUUGAAAGAUUUAUCCAAGUUUCCAACGGGAGGCUUUGAUCGGUUGGAGCUUUUAAUAGCUAAGGCUCAGUUACUUGCAUUCUAUCGUUUAAAGGGUUACUCUUACUUGCCUGAAUUCCAAUAUUUCAGAGGUUUGGACAACGACAUCAACCUUUCAAUUAACGAUACUGAUAAAAGAUUGAGUGAAGUUAAUGAGCACACAAUUCAUGUGGGUAGAAUUGGCGAUCAAACUGGUACUAGAGAUUCAAAAGCCGCAAACCGAUCCCGUCGCAAGCGUAAACAUAAUCUAAAGGAUGAUGUCUAUCCAGCAAAAAGGAAAAGCUUGUUAGAACGAGCAAGUGUAACUCCAGAUUCUACCCAUCGUGAUUAUCAGAAUGACGAGGCCAUUGCUAAUCUGACUUACCCUGUCCUUUCCAAGAAGCGGAAGACUAUUAAUCAUUACGCUGGUGUCUCGGCAAUGAAAGGCAGAAAAAAAACUAUUUCCCUUGAAAAAAGUUCAAACACCACAGUACAAUCAUUUAAAAUCGGUGAAUGUAUCCGUAGGGUUGCUAGCCAACUUACCGGGCCUCCAUCUUUAUUGAAAUGUUCUGGGAACAGGUCUCAGAUGAAAGCUGUAAAUGCAGAUAGUUUUUCAGGAAAUGAAUCUGAUUCCUUCUCUCCGAAUCUUGAGGAGACUCAAAAGUCAAGCUUGACUAUUCCUACAGAGGUUUCAUCUCUAGAUGAUUUGCUAUCUUUACUUCAGCGUGUAGCACAAAAACCACAGGGGGAUUAUAGUUUAUUGAAUGUUAUAGUGAGUUUCUUCUCUGAUUUUAGGAAUUCAGUCGUAAUGGCCGACAAUUCCGAGAAAGAAAUCUUACCUACAAAUGAAGUUGGCACUAUAAGGAAGAAACAACCCGUAGGUGGAUCUCCGAAAACAUUUGAUGCUGAUGAUCUGAAUGACACACAUUGCAUCCUGAAUGGUUCUGAAGAACAACAAUCACAGAGAAGCAGCAGACUUGACCAUCAGCAGCAUGCCCUCUCUGAACCAGAAAAACCUGUUCAUGUGUAUAACCGUAGGUCAUAUUCCAGGAAACAAUGUUUUGAUAGCAACCAUGCUGAGGUUCCUGAAAAACCUUCUGGUUAUAUAAAUGAGAAAUCCCCAGCUGAACUUGUUUUGAACUUUGCUGAGUUGGAUUCUGUUCUCUCAGAAACAAGCCUAAAUAAUGUUUUUAAGCAUUUUGGACCUCUAAAGGAAUCUGAAACAGAAAUCGAUAGAGGAAGUAGCCGGGCAAGAGUGGUUUUCAAGAAGUGUGCUGAUGCGGAGGCUGCUUUCAGUAGUGUUAAAAAGUUCAACAUAUUUGGACGAAGUCAUGUAGAUUACCAGCUUAACUACUCACCAAGUGCAUUUUUGAAAACUGCAUCUUUUUCCACAAUGCCAGAUGAGGAAAUGUAUCUUAAUCUUUCCAAUGUUGAGCUUAAUAUGGCCUGAAUCAUUUGGUCAUGAAUAUUUUAGUGCCAAUAUUGCUCUUACGAAGGCAUAUUGGUUGAAGAGCUGGAGGAUGUUCAAAAACCCCUACGUUUUUUAAUCCAGCCAUGACAAAAGGAAAUAAGUGUCUGCCAACAGUAUGAGACUACUAAAGAAAGAACUUCGGAAGAAAGCUAGGUACUGGUUUUUGGUAUCAUUAAAGCCAAAAAUCACGUUAAUUAAAUUUGUCCAAAUAAUAAUACCUUGUUUUCUUUCAAAAUCAUUUCUUUAGUAGUCUCGAUGCUGGUCACUUUAAAUGCAAUCUUCUAUCAAAAACAAAUUACAUUUGCAAUUCUCAUUGUAGGGAGUGCUGAAAACGUCGUGGCAUCAUAUAUAUAUAACUGAAUAUUUGGCAAAACCAGUUUAUUACUCAAUGGGUACCAAAUGAGGUAACCAGAAUGUUGAUUCAUCUGGCCAUCCAUUAUUCUUUAUAGAUUUCCUUUUGGUAGUAGGAUGCAUCAUGUUACGCAUUGCGAUAGUUUUACUAAUUUCCUACUCCUUAUUGUAGUUGCCAUCUACAGAUUCUUUGUGAACUCUUUAGUCUGUAUCUAUUCUCUUUAGUGGUUUAGAGGUUAGCACUAUUCAUAUAUUUAGGGUUACUAACUAUGCUUCAGAAAUUUGUAUGUGCAAAAAUAUGUUAAUUAGACCGUUUGAUGUCUUCA
Lathyrus oleraceus (garden pea) is the source of this 3383-nucleotide messenger RNA. RefSeq names its product PWWP domain-containing protein 5. NCBI's taxonomy places the organism in Eukaryota, Viridiplantae, Streptophyta, Magnoliopsida, Fabales, Fabaceae. The record is from RefSeq and is a predicted model, not a curated record. The transcript has 2 exons. Bases 313 to 2685 code for a protein of 790 amino acids.